ACACUGAUAUGAGCGAACGAUGAAAUGAGACGCACACAUAUAUGAGAAUCUCAGGUAUCCCGUAGUGACAGACCGAUCGUCGUUCUCUGAAACUACACUCCCUAUCACGGACAUCUCCGCAAGACUCCUGCCAUGAAGGCUAUCCUGGUGAUCGCUCUGAUCCUUUGCCUCGCUGCAGAAUCAUACGCGUCAAUUCUACAACGGCAAGCCUGCCUGCUUCCACCAGAACCUGGACGGUGUAUGGCUUACAUCCCAAGGUUCCACUACAGUCGGGCUGCUGGCACUUGCCGAGAGUUCAUAUACGGUGGUUGUGGUGGCAACACAAACAACUUCAGGUCGUUCAACGAGUGUAUCGCUGCCUGUUCGAGCACCAGAGGUUGAAGCGACAAACCCUCGUUUGUCAACCGAAGUUGGCAGGAUUGCUGCUUUUUGAGACGCAAUAAACGAGUGACACCUCAAUCCAUCCCCUUUA
This is a messenger RNA of Ornithodoros turicata, 472 nucleotides long. RefSeq names its product PI-actitoxin-Aeq3b-like. NCBI's taxonomy places the organism in Eukaryota, Metazoa, Arthropoda, Arachnida, Ixodida, Argasidae. Bases 133 to 381 code for a protein of 82 amino acids. Gene Ontology annotation, molecular function: serine-type endopeptidase inhibitor activity. The transcript is spliced from 3 exons. The record is from RefSeq and is a predicted model, not a curated record.